Molecule: messenger RNA, 765 nt
Organism: Lachancea meyersii CBS 8951
Lineage: Eukaryota; Fungi; Ascomycota; Saccharomycetes; Saccharomycetales; Saccharomycetaceae
Source: the annotation of a GenBank genome assembly
AUGUCUAACGGUGAUGAGAUACUGGAAAUGUUUUUCGACGAGCAAUUCGCUCCUCUAGGAUAUCUAGAUCUGCUAUUAUCGCCAGACCAGAUGCCAAUACAAGAUCUACAACCUGUGGCCUCGUCUCUUCUGUCAAGGCUGGAUCUAUACACAGAUCGUUUGACCGGACAACUUGAGUCUAAGAUACGAAGACUUCAAAAACCGACAGAAUUGCUCAACUACACCAGUACUGACACACAAAUUGAGCGCACCACGAGACUUCAGUAUUAUUUGGACACCUUGAGUAAGUCUGUCAAGGACCUGAAGGAAGGAAUAGCUAACGUCAACACCGAGCUGGAGGAGAUAAAAUCGAGAAGCGAGGACAGCACAAAUACGAUAGAGGCACUACAGGAGCUGAGUUUGGUCAAAUGUAGGCUAUUUCAAGUAUCGACGUGUCUGAGCGACCUGCGAUCUAUAAUUGUAGCUUCAUUUGAAGGCAUCGAAGAUGAUGAGAUUCCUCAAACUGUGUCUUUAUCUGAUUUCGAGGACUCUUUGAAAGUGUUAGGAGAUUUUGUCAGCGCGGAAUUCAGGAAAUCUCUGGCAGAAGAAUCAUCAGCGAGUCGAAAUGGCGAACUUCUAGACAAAAUCCAAAAGUACGAUGACCUCAGGCUGGCUUUCAAACACCUCACCAAAUUCAGUAACGCCUACGAUGCAUUUGUUAAUCGCAUCAGAGAGGAAGCUGAACAUUAUUUGAAUAAAAAGGAUAUGGAUCCUGCAUUCCUUUGA